AUGCAAACUCGACGAACAGGUUCAACAGAUUUAAUCCCUAUUGAUCUUGAGAUCGAGGCUACUGUACGUAAGCAAGGAAGUAAAAGGAGAAGGAAUAAGAACAAGCAACAGGAAAUAAUGGCUGAACCACCGACUGCUAAACCUCUUUGGCAGUAUGGUGUACCGGAUGCAGCUACUAGUGUGAUGUCUAGCAUUCUUAGACUUGCAGUUACUGCAACACACUUCGAACUGAAACCUCAUGAUGAUGCAAUUAGACUUCGCCUUUUUCCUUUUUCUCUGAGGGAUAGGGCAAAGGAGUGGCUAAAAGAUGAAGGCAUUGGUACUUUUGAUUCAUGGGACAAGCUAGUAAAGGCAUUUUUUGUCAAGUUCUUGGGUCAAGAGAAAACUGCAAGGCUAAGGACCGAGUUGAGCACUCUUUGUCAACUUGAUGAUGAGUCAUUGUAUGAGUAUUCAAGAAGGUUCAAGCAUCUGCAAAGAAAGUGCCUUCAUCAUGGAAUUCAAGAGUGGCUAUUGAUUCAGACCUUCUACAAUGGGUUGACGCAUGAGUACAGGAUUUACAUUGACGCUGCAUCGGGUAGUAAUUUUAUUGAAAAGGUCCCUACUAAGGCUAAGGCAUUGCUUGAGAAGAUGGCUGCUAAUGACAACUUUCAUUCAGGUGGGAGAAAUAGUGCAAAGAAAAGGGGUAAACAUGACGUUGAUGCAAUGACUCUCUUGAUUAGUACUAUGCAGGCUUUAUCACUUAAGGUUGAUCAACUUCGAGAAGGGCCAUCCGUGGUAGCAUCUUGUGAGACAUGUGGAGUACAGGGACGUAUUACAAGUGAGUGUCAAUAUGUUGAGAUGUUAAUGGAGCAAGAUAAUGCUCUCUAUAAUAACAACCAGCAAAGGAGACCCUAUGAUCCCUACUCCAACACUUACAAUGAAGCUCAACAAAUUCAAGCUCAAACUAAGCUCAUGGAGAAUCAGAUAAGCCAACUUGCUCAACAAGUGGGUCAAUCUUCAAAGGUUCCGGGUCAUUUUCUUGGUAACACUGAGCAACCACCUAAGGGUCAAAUUAAUGUUGUAACUUUGAGGAAUGGUAGAGAGCUAAAAGACCUUCCACCGAAGGUAGCUCAAAAGAAAGCAAUUGCAGUAGAGGAAGAGAUGGCAAAGCUAGAAAUGAAGUAUGGGAAAUUCCUAGACAUCCUAAAGAAGUUACAGAUCAACAUCCUAUUCUUAGAUGCAAUCUCAGAGAUGCCCUCCUAUGCUAAAUUCCUGAAGGACAUGCUCUCUAACAAGAGGGAAAUUAAAGAGAAUGCAAUUGUCUCACUGACAGCUGAAUGCAGUGCUAUAUUGCAGAACAAGCUUCCAAAGAAGUUAGGAGAUCCAAUGAGCUAUUCCAUUCUAGUCAAGCUAGGUGACAUCGAAAUAAAGAAGGCUUUAUUUGAUCUAGGGGCAAGUGUCAGUCUUAUGCCCCUAUCAAUUUGUAAGAAACUUCAGAUGGGUGAAUUAAAACCCACGCGCAUCUCCCUACAGUUAGCAGACAGAUCAGUGAAAUUCCCUUUGGGUAUUCUUAAGGAUGUGCCACUUAGAGUUAGGAAAUUAUUCAUCCCUUGUGAUUUUGUGGUUAUGGAGAUGGAAGAAGAUGCGCAAGUCCCAAUCAUUCUAGGGAGACCUUUCUUGGCCACUGUUGGGGCCACUAUUGACAUGAAGAAUGGGAAAAUCACCUUUGAAGUGGGUGAUGAGAAGGUGGAGUAUUCACUCACAAGUUCAAUGGGUUCUCCUUCUAAGGAGGAAACAAUCUAUAGGGUGGAUGCUCUAGAUGAAGCAGUGGAAGCUAAGGCCGUGGAUUUACAACUCGAUGAUUCAUUGCAGAUGAUCUUAAUGAGGAGUGCAGAUGAAGAGGAUUAG
Molecule: messenger RNA, 1887 nt
Organism: Ricinus communis (castor bean)
Lineage: Eukaryota; Viridiplantae; Streptophyta; Magnoliopsida; Malpighiales; Euphorbiaceae
Exons: 4
Coding region: 1-1887 (628 amino acids)
Source: RefSeq, a predicted model, not a curated record